GUAAUAAAAACGUCUCCCCACUUUUUCAAUUGUAGCCGAUCAAAAAAGCUGAGCAGAAAUAAAAGUGUGGCACGUGUUGUGCUGUUUUUAUAGUUUUUUUGCCUUUGAUAUGUUUUAAUUUCGCUAAAAACUCGUCCGCAACAAUGGUUCAAGCAAGUGAGGAACUAGUCGGUCAUCCCGAUCUUCCCCAGGCCUUGGUCUUGCUUAACGAAAUGAACGUCAGCGCACAACACGUCGCUUCCCUCGUCGACAAUAUGAUAGACCGAGUACGUAAGGGCGAACUAACGACGGACCAAGGCCUCAGCUUUCUCGAAAUGAAAUAUCACAUGUUACUCAGCUAUUUAAUAAAUUUAACGUACGUCGUACUACGCAAGUGCUCGGGCGAAAAAAUCGAAGGAGAUCCUUGCAUAGACAGAUUGGUCGAGAUACGGACGGUGCUCGAAAAAAUUAGGCCCAUCGAUCGUAAAUUGAAGUACCAAAUUGACAAGUUGGUGAGAACGGCUACCGCCGGCGUAAAUGCGGACGAUCCCACCUCGUUUAAGGCCAAUCCGGAAAAUUUCGUCGAGCAGGGUGAAGGUUCCGGUGAUGAAAGCGACGAUUCGUACACGAGUGUUAAGGAAAAAUCGAAGACCGGAGUUUAUGUACCUCCGAAGCUAUCUGCUGUUCAUUUUACAGGUGAAACAGCGAACGAGCGAAACAAACGAGAACAAGAGAAGAACAAAAGAUUAGCGUUAUCUUCGGCAAUAAUGCAAGAUCUAAGAGAGGAGUACUUGGAUACGCCGGUCGAAGUUAGACAGAGCAGCCGCGCACAGCAGAUACUCACUAAGCAGCAACAAGAACGGCAGGCCUACGAGGAGGAGUACUUUACAAGACUGCCACUUACCAAAGCCGAUAAACACGCAAGAAGACAGUUAACCACCGUGGGAACUUUAGGCGGGGAAAUUACCAAUUUCGGUAGCGAGGCGAGUGGGACGAGUAAAAAACGAAAACGAUCGCUGAAAUCGAAGGGGGGCAAGAGUUAUAAAAGAAAACGCUUCCAUUAAUAUAUCUCGUUUGAAAGCCGCGCAUGAAACCCCAGACGUAAUUUGUUUUUUAGUUUUUUAAUAUCUAAAUUCAAAAUUGAUAUUUGGCCAAUCCAAAUCUCGGAGUCAAGUGAAGGUGAUUGUUAACCAUAUUUCACGUACCGUAGGUAGGGCAUUCAUUAUGUAUUAUAAAAACAAGACUAUAAUAAUUAAAUUUGGAAAAAGAAGAAUGAAUUUUUCAUUUGUCAAAUAUACUUAAGUGUGGUGUUCCUCAAGGAUCUGUACAGAUUUUAUGUUAUUUUCAAGAUCAUUUGACUUGCUUGCUUGCUGUACUGUUUUGUUUAUACAUGUAAUAAAUUGAAUAUUCCGUAAUAGAAAAUCGCUGGCUCUGAGGUUAGAGGUUGGUUCAAUUGUAAUUUGUGUAGACCUAAACUGGUAGAUCUGAACGUUAUCGGUUUAGGUUGUUAAUGUUUAGUGUAGAUCUUUGUUGUUUCUAAGGUUUUGACACGUGCUGUUUGGAAUAUUCGUUAAUCUUUUGUGUUUGGUCAUUGUCGUCUGUGAAAUGAAUCUGUCUACUUAAAAAAUGGACUGAACUAUUUUUACAUAAUGUUAAAAUUUCACCGGUUCAAAGUGAUUGAAACUGCGUCGGUUACGAUAAUUAAUUUGUUGUUACACGUCGAAGUACCCGCGCAGUUUACAUUGCUUUGAGCGUAACAGUUAUAGUUAUAAUUGUGUUAAAGAAAGUUCUAUUAUGAGGUGCAUUGUUGUUGAUAUUUUUUUAUAGUAGGUGCGAACUCUGCAUUUAAAGUAAUAGAAUAUCUCUUUGAA
Messenger RNA from Photinus pyralis (common eastern firefly), 1850 nucleotides. RefSeq names its product neuroguidin-A. Bases 144 to 1043 code for a protein of 299 amino acids. The transcript is spliced from 3 exons. The record is from RefSeq and is a predicted model, not a curated record. Gene Ontology annotation, biological process: maturation of SSU-rRNA from tricistronic rRNA transcript (SSU-rRNA, 5.8S rRNA, LSU-rRNA). Lineage: Eukaryota; Metazoa; Arthropoda; Insecta; Coleoptera; Lampyridae. Gene Ontology annotation, cellular component: small-subunit processome; nucleolus.